AUGGAUGAAGUACUAUUCUACAUCUCACAAGGAGACCAGACUGAUUCGAAAAAGACAGCAGCUGAGUCAUUUGCCUAUACGUCGUCAAUUCAUUCUUCCAAACAAUAUCAAUCAUACAGGCAUGCAUCGUCACCUCUUUAUGGUACAUGCGUCACUGGAAUAGGUCCGGGAGAGCGAAUCUUUACCUGUGACGCAAAAAGGGCAUUGAUUAAUGUUUACUCGUACGGUAAAGAGAGUAUAGAUCAACGAAUACCCGUACCUGAAGCAUUGACUACUUUACAUAUUAUUCACCAUCCUAGAUUCAAUAGUAAGGAUGAUGUCGAUGAAAUGACUCCUCUUCAUGAGAAACCAGGUUUUAGAGUGCCGUGGUUGCUUUGUGGUGGAUCGAAGUCAGGUAAAUUGUACAUCUGGGAAUUAUCAUCGGGUGAUUUACUUUGUGUGAAAGAGGCUCAUUAUCAAGGAAUCUCAGUUAUUAAGUCAAGCAGUUGUAAAACCUUUUUAGUUACUGGUGGUGAAGAUGCAAGAUGUCUUGUUUGGAACUUGUCAGAGUUGAUAUCCAUUUAUGGUGGUGCUAAUAGUAAUAGAGGAGACGAGAAUGGCCAAGAUCAUUUACGAUCAAUUAAACCGUAUUGGGCUAUAUCGGAAAACACAUUACCAAUUACUGAUCUUCAUUUAAAUCCUACUGGCGUCAUUAAUGAUUUAAAAAUAUACACUAGUUCUAAGGAUGGCACAGUAAGGAUAUUCGAUUUAAUGACCAAGACGCAAUUGACUACAUUUAUCUUGCCUCAUUCGGUUGAAUGCUUGGCCCGGGACCCAGCAAACAGAGCACUCUACGUUGGGUUAUCCAAUGGACAAAUUAAAAUGAUUCCCUUGUACAAAUAUAAUGCGCACACUUCAGUACUUGAAGGUGUUGGCGGAAUGAAUAAAAUUAUAACUAUUGAUCCACAAGACCCCAACUUGGCUACUACAUUUGUCCAGCAUCAAGAUUCAUCGUCAUCAGUUUUGCAAAUAUGCAUAUCAAUGGAUGGAACUAGUUUAGUUUCGGGUGAUUCACAGGGACAAGUCUAUGUUUCCGAUAUAGUAACCAAACAAACAAUUAAAAGUUUCCCUAGUUUGAAUUUUCCCAUCGCUUAUAUCUAUUUGCAAACAAUACUGUCUAAAUCGUUAGAUAUAAGAGGUGAUAACACCACAAGGUCAGAUAAGAAGCACCGAAUGAUCCCCACUUUGAAGCGUGUAUUGGCCAGCAGCGAUCCAGUCGAACACACUUUGUUUAUGGACAUACCUGAACAAACCCCAGUGGAUAAUGACAACGAUGACGACGAAAGCAGCUGUGGUGAUUUCAGCUCUUGGUUGGAAAGAAAACGAAUUGAAGAAUUGCAAUUCAAAAACUUGUCAGAUAUAGACUCAACCGUGAAAACAAUUGGCAACAAGACCAGCAGCAACAACAACAUGGACACAAGUCACCACAAAACAUCCGAUACUAAUACAAAUUCAGAAUUGAAAUUAAAAAAGGUUUCGGAAGCAUAUACCGAUUUGCGAACUAAAUACGAGGAACUCCUCAAAGAACAUGCAAAACUUCUUGACGAUAAAACAAGCUCGUGA
Molecule: messenger RNA, 1602 nt
Organism: Lodderomyces margitis
Lineage: Eukaryota; Fungi; Ascomycota; Pichiomycetes; Serinales; Debaryomycetaceae
Product: IPI3
Exons: 1
Coding region: 1-1602 (533 amino acids)
Biological process (GO): rRNA processing; DNA-templated DNA replication
Cellular component (GO): nuclear pre-replicative complex
Molecular function (GO): protein binding
Source: RefSeq, a predicted model, not a curated record